UCUCAUAGUUUAGUUACGAUUUCGAAAACGACCCGACGCGUCCGCCGCCGGCUUCUACCGAAUCUUCUCCGAACUCACGCUUGACCUGUCAAGUUCUCGUUCUGCGCCGCAUCUUCUAGAAGAUCAAGUGUUGUGUUGUUUGUGACAGUUUGUUCUUUUCGAUUGGAUUGACCGUUGGAUUUUUCGGAUUCGUUCUAGGCCGAAGAGUCCACCUCUUCCCGGUUCUCGCGGCUGCGUGGUGCUCUCAUACCCUGGUGAUGAGCCAGCGCUAGCACGAUGGGGGUAACCGAUGACUUAGCCCCCAGCUUCACGCAGAAGCCACAGCUCAGGCAGGAGGAUGACGGCAACAAGCUGGUCUUCGAGUGCCAGCUCCUGGCCGCGCCUCAGCCCGAGAUCUGCUGGUUCAGAGGCGAUGAGCAGCUCAAGGAAGAUAAUAGGACUAAGUUUAAGAUCCAGAGCAUCGCCAACAACAAGUUCGUGGUGGUGCUGGAGCUGGACGACGUGGUGGAGACGGACGCGGGGCUGUACAAGGUGAAGGCCAAGAACAAGAUGGGCGAGGUGGCCGCCUCCAUCAACCUCAACUUCAGCCCGGCCGACGAGGAGAAGCAGAAGCAAGUGGACGGCAAGGCGCCCACGUUCGCCCGCAAGCCGGCCAUCAGGCAGGAGGAUGACGGCAAACGCCUCAUCUUCGAGUGCCGCAUCGAGGCGACGCCGGUGCCCAGCGUCACGUGGUUCCACAACACGCAGCAGGUCACGCCAGGAGCGAGGCACAAGGUUGCCGUGACGAAGGAGGGCAACUCGUACCAGGCCUCGCUGGAGAUCAGCGGCGUGACGGUGGAGGACGCGGGCAAGUACCGGGUCACCGCCAAAAACGAGCUCGGCGAGAGCAACGCGACGAUCAGCCUGAACUUCGACAGCGACGAGGCUCCCGUACCUGAUGACACUAUAAAGCCAACAUUUACGGAGAGACCAGUAAUCAGGCAAUCGGACGAUGGCACAAAAAUCACAUUCGAAUGCAGAUGUGUUGGCAAACCGAAACCAACCAUCGCAUGGUAUCAUGGAAAAAAACAAAUAAAAGAAAGUAGUAGGUAUAAAAUUUCAUUAGAUGAGGACCAAACAUUAUAUCAUAUGGCACGACUAGAAAUCAUAGGCGUUGAAGACUCAGACAAGGGCGAAUACAGAGCGAUGGCGAAAAACAAAUGCGGUGAAGGCGUAGCAAAAAUUAAUCUUAACUUUGAAAGUGGAGAUAAACCUAAAAUUCCCGACGGUAAACCACCUAGGUUUCCCAAAAAGCCAACUAUUCGACAAGAUGGCGAUGUUUUGGUAAUGGAAUGUGUACUUGAAGCAUAUCCACUGCCCGACAUCGCAUGGUUUCACGGGGAAAAAGAAAUUAAAGAUGGCAAGAAAAUUAAAAUGUCCAGGAAAGUGGUUGGGAGGGACACAUAUAAUUUAACGUUAGAAAUAUUAAACCCAACGAGAGAAGAUGGUGGAAAUUAUAGAUGUAAUGCCUUCAACGUGUUUGGUGAAAGUAAUGCCAAUAUCGCUCUCAACUUCCAAGGUGGGGAUGAUGACAAUGGUUUUGCUCCAUCAUUCAUCGAAAAACCCUUGAUCAUUCCCAACGAAGACGGCACACUCAUAACGAUGAGGUGUAUUUGCAAAGCAAAGCCGGCGGCAGAAGUCAUGUGGUAUAGGGGUACUACUGUCAUUAAGGCUAGUAGUAAAAUUGAAAUCAAAUCAACAGACAAGGGCGAAGAUAUUUAUGAGUUAGUGUUGCUUUUAGCGAACCCGACGUCAGCGGAUGGUGGCUCUUACCGCUGUCACGUCAGGAAUGAGUUUGGUGAAAGCAACGCAAACCUCAACCUUAACAUUGAGGCAGAACCCGAACCAGAGGGUGAGGGACCAACGUUUGUGGAGAAACCCACAAUCACUUCCAAGGACAAUGGAAAACUAGUAACAAUGGGUUGCAAAGUUAAGGCCAGCCCUAAGCCCACUAUUGUCUGGUACCACGAAGGCGUAGAAAUCAGGGACUCAUCGAAGAUCAAGACCAGGAUCGAAGUCAAAGAAGAUAUUUAUACAAUUAUCUUAGAACUUAUUGAUCCUGGUGUUGAAGACUCCGGACUAUAUAAAUGCAAUAUUAAAAACGAACUUGGGGAGCUCAAUGCGAAUCUUACGCUCAAUAUUGAAAUCAUUCCAGUAAUCAAAGAGAAGCCAAAGAUCAUUAAAAUAAUUAAGAAGAAGACUGUUAUUGUUGAAUGUAAGGUAUUAAGUAAAUUUGCACCUUCAUGCACAUGGUUCAAGGAAUCCAGUGCAGUCAGAGAAGAUUCUAGACACACAGUAUUAAUUGAACCCCUUAGAGAGGGUGAAUUCACAGUUAAAUUAGAAAUUUCAAACAUUUCACAACAAGAUAAGGGCUCAUAUAAACUCGUUGCCAAGAACGAGAAGGGUGAGGCCACAUCCCAACAAGUCGAAAUCACUGAUAUACCAGAAGAAAAAGGCGAUAAGCCACAGAUUAUCAAACAUCUUAGAAGCUUGGCAAAGAAAGAAAACGAGGAAGCUGAAUUCAUUGCUGUCCUCAAGUCGUCCGACCAAUCGUGUCGAUGCACGUGGUACAAGAACUCCACGGUGGUCAGAGAGUCGUCAGAGCUGAACACAUCAUUUGACGGAACCAACGCUCGGCUCAUCAUCAGGAAGGUCUCCUCAAAAUACGUAGCCACGUACAAGGUGGUGAUCAAGAACGAAUUUGGAGAAGAUGAGUCCAGUGCCGAGCUUACACUUACAGAGGAAAAGAAAAAGAAAAAAGAAGAAGAAGAGGAGGAAGAAAAAACAGUGAUUGAAGAAUCAGAAGAGGAGAUGUCGAUUGUGGAAGAGAAGUCCAUCGUCGAAGAAAACCACGUAGAAGAAAAACGAAAGGAAGAAGAAUCAAGGAUGGAACAACAGAGGAAGGAAAGCCUCGCUAAGAAGACCACAAAGAAAGAAGAAAUAAAGGAAACUAAAAAAGAAGAAAUUGAGGUCUCAGCAUCAAAAACGGAAACCAAAGUUGAAGCCAAGAAAGUUGAGUCUAAGAAAAAAGAAAUUAAAAAAGCGGAAGCUGAGGCUGAAGAAGCUAAGAAAAUAAUUGAGAAGAAAACAGCCAAAACAGAAGAAGAGAAGAAGGCGCUUCUUGAGAAACUCGAGAAGAAGAAGAAGGAACCUGAACCAGAAGCUAAAAUUGAAAUUCCCAAACUAAGGUCGGUAAAACCUAAGGAAGCACCAGCUGAAGAGAAAAAAGAAGCAACUAAAAAGACUGAAAAAACUACCGAAAAGAAAACAGUAGUUAAGAAGAAGGUGGUUGCGAAAAAAGAAGAAAAGGAGGACGAAAUCGAGUUCGUCGACGAUUACGAGCGACCUGUACUGGAGAAAUAUGAAAAGAUUUCUCCAACACCACUCGCUAAAAAGCCCAAGGAAGAUGACUUGGCUAAGACAAAACGCGGUUCGAUCGCGGAAAGUGUCAAAAGUGAACAGUAUGAGAGUGAGGAGGAGGCCUCAGUCGCGGCUCCUGUUCCGGAGAAAAAGACUAAGGUUGACACUAAAGAAAAGGUCGAUGACGUCAAGCCUGAGACUAAGAGGCCGAGUAUCAAAAAGGGUCUUCCAAAACCGGAAGAACCUGUCGACGAAUUGUCUAAUAUGAAACUCACAAAGAGACCGUCUAUACAGACUGAACAAGCAGCGCCUGAACCACAGGUCGCUACUAAAUCUAAAAAACCAGCACAAAAGCCUCAACCUGAGAAGGAGUUUGUCGAUGACUACGAAAGGCCGGAACUAGAAAAGUAUGAGAAGUUUACCCCAACUCCUAGUGAAAGGGUGAAAAAACAAAAUGGCGUUGCUGAGGCUGCGCCUGAGCUCAUUGACGAUUAUGAAAAACCUGAAUUAGAAAAGCACGAAUCAUACACACGCGCUCCUAAAGAUAAGAAACCGGAAGUAACUGAGGAGCAACCCGAUAUGAUGACGGGAAAGAUCAAACCUAAAGGUCCUGAGGAUGAACCUGAAGUACCUACUCUUAGGAAACGUUCUUUCGCUAAAGAAAAGGAAGAAGAAGUAAAGCCUGAGGAAAAACCAAAGAAAAAACCAACAGACAAACCUUUGCCGGAUUCUAAGAAACGUCCUUCUCUUAAAGAGAAAGAGGUCGUGGAAGAAUUCGUAGACGAUUACGAGAGACCAGUUCUCGAAAAAUACGAAAAAAUCACACCUACACCUCUCGAGAAAAAGAAGAAGCAGGAUGACAAACAGCCUGAAGAAGAGGUUCCAUCUGCUACAGCCAUCGGCAGGCGUCGUUCUGUGAAAGGAAAAGACAAGCCUGAGCCAAUGGAAACUGACGAGAGUGUCAGUAUAUCUAAACCCAAGACACCGGCUAAGCCUGCACAGACACCUGAAGACGUAUCACUCACACACAAAACUCCAGCAGACAUCAAACCCACGGAGGACGAAGCCGAGGCUAAGCUUAAAAUUAAGAAACCAGAGGUAGUUGAGGAGAAAACACUCAAGAGACCAGCAGCCAAAACACAAAAGGGUGAGGACACUGAGGAGUCCGUCAACCUGACUCAGCCACGUACUAAAACGAGCACCACAGCCCCGGAAGAGGCAUCUCUCACACAAAAAACACCCGCAAAGAAGAAACCUACGACGGGUGCUGACGGGGCUGCACUUAAAGUCAAAAAACCAGCAGUUGCUAAAAAGGCGAAAGAAGAAGAACCUGAGGAUCCAGUACAAUUGCAAGGUGGUAAAUUUGAAAGGCCACAGCUUAAGAAAACCACGAAGAAAGCCACCGAGCAACCUAAAAAAGCCACUCUUGGAACUAAGGACAACGAGAAAGACGGGUACACACUGGACUUUGUGGAUGAUUACGAAAGGCCAGUACUGGAGAAGUAUGAGAAAGUGACUCCAACGCCGACCGUUCGAGAGAAGAAAGAAAAGGAAAUGAAGACGGCACUGGUCUUUCAACAACAGCAACUUGGAGUAAAGAUUGAUAGUCGACGUACCUCCGUACAGAGUGAGGUCAGCGAGUCUGAAAGCCGCAGAAGCUCCAUUGUGGAAAACAAGGGUCUUACAAAGCUGACGAAGGAGUCGGCUGAGAGCAGGAAGUCUUCAAUAUCGUCGAUUGCUGAACAGCAGCAGGUUACACAGAUCAAGAAGACGACGGCUCAAAGGCCCAGCAUAAAGGAGCCUGAGCCAGCAGAAUUAGACAAAAUUAAGCUCAAGGAUGGAAUUAAUGACACAUUAGAAGAAAAAGACUCAUCUGUUGAUAGGCCUACGGAACUUACACAACCCCAGCGACCAACACACACACACACGCAGGACGUGAAUACCACGGAAAUUAAACCAAGUAUAGACCAGCCUGAGGAAAACAAAUAUCCUUGGCGGCGUCCAAGCAAAACUCAGGAAACCUCGAAAGUAGAAGAAUCUAUAGAGACUACUGAUGCAAAAAGAAAAGUGUCAAUUGAUAAACCAACAGAAUCUCCUUAUCCUUGGCGUCGUCCAAGUAAACCAGAGGAUACAGUUGAGUUGGAAAAGGAAACCAAAGUAAAUGAAAUAGCGGAUACUAAACCAAUAAGUUCACAAGAGACUCCUGCAGAAUCUGUUUACCCUUGGCGUCGGCCAAGCAAACCUGAGGAACCCGAGAAACCAAAAGAAACAAAACAAGAAAUAGAGACAACAGUAGAUAAAAAAAUUACAACUGAAAAACCGACUGAAUCUCCGUCCCCUUGGAGAAGAAACGUUUUAGAGGUACCAAAAUCUACUAUAGCGACUCCCACAAAAGAGGUUCCAUUUUCAUGGCAAAGCAUUCCUGAGUUACCACAGGCUGAACAAACACCUGAUGAAGAGGACAAUUUCAAACCUACACUUGUCGAUACACCAGACCUGUUGCCUUGGAGAAGACCCGUGUCUCCGCAGGUCCCACAGGCCGAACCGACAGCUAAAAACGAUGAGCUUAAAGCACCUACACAGCCAGCUUUAGACCAGACACCUCAAACUGAAGAAGAGAAAGUGGCAAUCGAGGAAAAGAAAGUGGAAGAGGAGGCCAAAAAGGUCAAGAAAACUACUGUCAAGAAGAAGGCCGAGGACUUGCCUGAGAUUGCAGAUUACGAGAGGCCCGAACUCGAGAAAUAUGAAAAGUUCACUCCCACACCUACCACUAAAGACAAACCAGAAAAAGAUAAGCCCGCUGACAAGCCCAAGGUGCCCGAGAUCAAGGCACCAGCUGCCGAGACUUUGGCGGCGCCAAAGAUCGAGGUCAUUCGGGAGAAGUCUCCGAGAAAACCUUCCCUCGCACCGGCACCAGCGAGCAGGAGAGGUUCCCUCAUCCCUCCACCAGAGGAGAUGGGUAGACGACCUUCCUUGAUUAUUAGCGACGAGGAGCAUAGAAAACUAAGACCCGGUGAGGUGGUCGAAGAAAAAAAGGUCACCAAAUUGCGUCCUGGAGAAGUUUUAGACGACAAAAAGAGACGCAAGUCCGGCGACGCCAGAAGGCCGUCCGUCCAGGAUCUGGAGGACCUCAUCAACAAGCCUUCAGUGCCGCUGAAGCCUUCCGGCAAUGAGGGGCCUCCCGUCAUCGUGGACUUCCAGGAGAGCAAUUCUGCUAUUGAAGAGGAGACUGGCUACCUCACGGUCCAAGUGGAGGGCAACCCCCCGCCCACCUUCAAGUUCUACAAGGGGGUGACGGAGAUCAUCGAGGGCGGGCGCUUCAAGUACAUCACCGAUGGUGAAAACGGCCUCAUCACCCUGUGCAUGAGGAAGGUCAAGCCUAAUGAUGAGGGGAAAUACAGGGUCGUGGUGUCCAACAUCCACGGCGAAGACUCCGCGGAGAUGCAGCUUUAUGUGUCCGAUUCCAGUGGAAUGGACUUCCGUGCUAUGCUCAAAAAGAGAAAGUACGCAAAAUGGGGUGAAAAGAAAGAGGAAAUAGACACGACACUGAAGGAGGUCGAAAAACCAGUACCAGCACUCAAAAAAGUGGAAAGGAAACAAGAGUCGUUCUUGAAACCUCUGGUAGACCAAUUUGCCAAGGAAGGCAAGGAUAAGAAGGUGGUGUUUGAAGCCAACUUCUCCAAGCCUAAUGCAAAACCAAAGUGGUUCUUCCGCAAAGAUGAAUUAUUCCCAGGAUCCAAAUACAAGAUGCAGAACGAGCAAGACUCGUACAAACUCAUCAUCUACAACCCGAAGGUCGAAGAUACGGGCAAGAUCACAAUCGAGAUCGGUGGCGUGACCUGCACAGCCUUCUUGCAAGUCGAGGAACCCGACCCGAGCUACACCUUCACUAAACACCUGAAGAAGGUCACAAGUGGUUACACCAAACACGAAACUUUAUUAGAAUGCGCUGUCAGCAAUAGCCUUGCUAUUGUCUCAUGGUGGAAGGGAGACGAGAAACUGGAAGAUGGAGAAGACUUCCAGAUUACGAAGGAACUGUCUGGUGCUUGCAAGCUUCUCAUUAAGAACUCCAAGUUGGAGGACUCCGGCAAAUACAGGUGUCAGAUCGAGAAGCAACCUGAAAAGUCGGAGACGGAAGUGAAGAUUAUCGAGUACCCGUACAAGUUCACCAAAGUGCUUAAAUCUCAACAAGCCACCGAGAAAGACAACAUCACGCUGCUCUGUGAGCUAGACGAUGCAGGUGGCGAUGUUGAAUGGUUUAAGAACGGCGAGCCAGUGAAACCUGACAAGCGCAUAUCCAUAGUGAAGGAUGGUCGCAAGCGCAAGAUCGUCAUCAAGGAUGCAAAGGUCACCGACGCCGGCGCCUACAAGUGCGUCAGCAACGCCGAUGAGACUGCGUGCGAGCUGAUCGUCAAUUACUCGAAUCGCUUCAACAAGAAGUUGAAGGACACCGAAGCAAUUGAGAGGGACAAGGUUGUUCUUGAAGUGGAACUUCAGGACCAGACCGCGGAAGCUGUUUGGUCUUUCAAUGGACAACCUAUUGUGCCCAGUGAUAGAAUCGAAAUAAAGAAUCUUGGUGGAGGCAAACACCAGCUCAUCUUCAACAAGCUGGAGAUGGAAGACGACGGUGAGAUCCUGUGUGAGUCCGGAAAGCUCAGCUCUUCCUGCAAGUUGACCGUGAAGAAAGGCGAGUCGAAACCCGCUAUCGAGAGCCCAGAGGAAUUCAAUGGACCUGCUGGGCAGCCGUUUGUCAUUGAGGUGCCUUACAAAAUUACCGGCACCCGAGUAUCGCCAAUCGAAGCGAAGUUGUUCAAGGACGGCAAAGCGCUGCCAAUCAAAGAGGUGGAAGCUGUCGUUGAGCAGGAGAAGGUCCUGUUCAAGAUCAAGAAGCCGACCCGCGAGGGAACCGGCAUUUACCAGAUCAAGCUGUCCAACGCACAGGGAGAGGACUCCAAGGAUGUCACCAUCAACAUGCAGAGUGUGCCGACGCCUCCUCAGGAUGUGGAGGUCGCGGAGGUGUUCCAGACCUCAUGUGUCGUCACAUGGAAGGCGCCGCAAGAUGACGGUGGUUCAGGAAUCAUCAAAUACGUCAUUGAGCGCCAGGACUUAUCUCUCAAAGCUGGCUGGGACAAUGUGGGAGAGGUGGCUUUUGGUCAGCCAUUGAAACACAAGGUUGAAGACCUUGUGGCGAAGAAGACGUACAAGUUCAGGAUCCGGGCCGUCAACAAGAUUGGCUCCAGUGAGCCUGGACUGUUCGGCAAGCCCGUGCUGGCUAAAGAUCCUUGGGAUGAACCAUCGAAGCCCAAGAACGUCGAGCUCACAGAUUGGGACAAGGACCACGCGGACCUCAAAUGGCAGAAGCCAGACAACGACGGUGGAGCACCGAUCACGGGCUACGUCAUCGAAUACAAGGAGAAGUUCGGCAAAGACUGGGUGAAGGGCAAGGAGGUACCUGGAGACUGCCUGUCUGCGACUCAGGAUGGCCUCAAGGAGGGAGGCACUUACGAGUUCAGAGUCAGGGCUAUCAACAGGGCCGGUCCUGGUGAACCCAGCGACACCACUAAGCCUAUUGUUGCUAAGUGCAGAUUCGUCAAGCCGUUCAUUGUGGGCGAUGGUCUUCAGAACCUGAUCGUGAAGAAGGGCCAGGUCAUCACAUACGACAUCAAGUACGGUGGUGAGCCUGAACCUGAAGUCAAAUGGAUCAGGGGCGAAGAGGAAAUCCGCGACGAUGGUGAACGCAUCACCAUAGACAAGUAUGAGAAGAACACUGUCCUGAAUGUGAGGAAGACCACUCGCCCGGACAGUGGCAAGUACAAGCUGGUGCUGACCAACUCCUCGGGAACCUGCGAGAGCGUCGCCGACGUUGUUGUGCUUGACAAGCCGAACCGUCCGAAUGGCCCCAUUGAGGUGGUGGACGUUCGCGCCGAGAAGGCCACAGUCAAGUGGAAGAAGCCCGACGACUGGGAGGGAUCCGACAUCACCGGCUACACACUCGAGAAGAUGGACCAGGACACCGGUAACUGGGUGCCUUGUGGCGAGACUGGGCCUGAGCCGACAGAAUGCGUGGUCAAGGGGCUGACUCCUAACCACAAAUACAAGUUCCGAGUUCGCGCCAUCAACAAGGAGGGCGAGUCGGAGCCACUGGAAACAGACACCUUCAUACUGGCUAAGAACCCAUACGAUCCGCCCAAGCCGCCCAGCAAGCCGGUCAUCGUGGACUACGACAACAUGUCCGUGUCGCUGCAGUGGGAGCCCCCGAAGGACGAUGGAGGCCGGCCCAUCCUCGGAUAUGUGGUCGAGAUGAAAGACAAGUUCUCACCUGACUGGAUUGAGGUGGUGAAGACAAACGACACAAAGACGGAGUACAAGGUGGAGGGGCUGAAGGAGAAGAUGGUGUACCAGUUCCGCGUGAAGGCACACAACAAGGCGGGCGUGGGCGAGGCCUCGCAGCCCACCGACAACCACCUGUGCAAGCAUAGGAACUUGAAACCCCGCAUUGAGCGCAGCACAUUCAAGUCUGUGAUCAUCAAGGCGGGCCGCACGCACAAGUGGUCGGUGGACGUCAUCGGAGAACCCCCACCAGACUGCAUGUGGUCAUGGCGCGAGAACAUAAAGCUAGUCUCCACAGAGCGCAUCAAGAUAGAGAACAAGGAGUACCACACAGACUUCACGAUCGUGAACGCCGUGCGCAGAGACACCGGCAAGUACAAGCUGCGGGCAGAGAACUGCAACGGGUUUGAUGAGGAGACCGUCGAGCUGACGGUGCUGAGCAAGCCGUCUGCGCCUAAAGGACCUCUGGAAGUAUCAGACGUGCACGCGGAAGGCUGCAAGGUGCGCUGGGAGAAGCCCGAGGACGAUGGAGGAUCUCCCAUUAAGGAGUACGAGUUGGAGAAGAUGGACAUGCAGACCGGGAAGUGGGUCAGGGUUGGCAGAGUGGCGGGCGACAAGAAGCCCCUCGAGAUGGAAGUGACGGGUCUCGAGCCAGGUCACCAGUACAAGUUCCGCGUGACGGCAUGCAACGACGAGGGAGACUCGGAGCCGCUCGAGACUGAGAAGGCUAUGCUGGCUAAGAAUCCUUUCGAUAUCUCAGACAAGCCCGGAAACGUCGAAGUGGCGGACCACGACAACCAGAGUGCGGACAUCAAGUGGGACCCCCCCAAGUCGGACGGUGGCGCCCCCAUACAGAAGUACAUUAUACAGAAGCGGCCUAAGGGCGCUACUGAUUGGGAGAAUGCUCUUGAGGUGCCCGGCACGGCCACCACCGGCAAGGUGGAAGGCUUACCUGAGGGAAGCGAGUACCAGUUCAGGGUCAUCGCCGUCAACAAGGCCGGUCCUUCGGAGCCGUCUGACGCUACCAAGAUGACCAUGAUCAGGCAUAAGGCUUUGAAGCCCCGCAUCGACCGCACCAACCUGAAGGCAGUAGUAGUGCGAGCCGGCAAGCCGGUGUUCUUCGACGUGAACGUGAAGGGAGAGCCCGCGCCCACCGUGCAGUGGUUCCAGAAGUGGAAGGCUGAGGAGAAGGAGGUGAAAGAAAACGUCCACAACGUAGACUACAACACCAAACUAGACAUCAAACAAACAGUGCGCGCACAAACUGGCACCUACCGCAUCCUGGCCACCAACCAACACGGCACAGACGAGGCUGAAGUCGAGGUGACAGUGCUGUCGUCACCUGGCAAGCCGAUGGGCCCGCUCAAGGUGACAGAUGUCACUAAGAGCGGCUGCAAGCUGGCUUGGAAGAAGCCUGAGGAUGAUGGCGGCAAGCCAGUGACCGGCUACGUAGUAGAAAAACUCAACAAGGCGACCGGCCGCUGGGUGCCAGUGGGCAAGUGCACCGACCCAGAGAUGGAGGUGAAGGGACUACAAGAAGGCGAGGAGUAUGAGUUCAGGGUGAAGGCUGUCAAUGAUGAGGGAGAGUCGGAGCCGCUGGUUACCGACCACUCGAUCAUUGCUAAGAACCCUUACGACCCACCAGGCAAACCUUCUGUCCCGGUCAUCGACGACUGGGACGAGAACCGAGUGGACCUGGUGUGGGAGGCCCCCAAGAACAACGGUGGGGCGCCCAUCACCGGCUACAUUGUCGAGAAGAAGGAGAAGUUCGGCUCUUGGCAAGAGGCGCUGGUUACUACGACCCCAGAAUGCAAGGGCCGCGUGCCAGACCUGAAGGAAGGCAACACAUACCAGUUCCGAGUGAAGGCGGUCAACAAGGCCGGCCCCGGCGAGCCCAGCGAGCCCACCGCGCCGCAUCUAGCCAAGGCUAGGUUCUUGAAGCCGCUCAUCAACCGAGACAAGAUGUGUGCGGUGCGCGUGCGCGCCGGCACCACCAUCAAACUGGACGUGGACAUCAAGGGUGAGCCGCCACCGACCAAGACUUGGAUCUUUAACAACAAGCCGGUAGAAACAGGCGCCGGCCACAAGCUCGAGAACGAGGACUACAACACCAAGCUCACGAUGACCGAGACCUCGUGGGCCAACUCCGGAGUAUACACCCUGAAGGCGGUCAACGAAGUCGGUAGUGACGAGGCCACUGUGGAGAUUAUUGUUCUGGACAAGCCAGGCAAGCCGGAAGGCCCGCUAGAGGUCUCUGACAUCCACGCAGACCACGUCAAGCUGGCCUGGAAGAAGCCCAAGCACACUGGUGGGUUGCCCCUCAGUGCGUUCGUUAUUGAGAAGAUGGACGUGCUCACUGGGAAGUGGGUGCCGGCUGGCACUGUGGACCCGGAUAAAUUGGAGGCUACAGUUACUGGUCUAGAACCCCUCCACACGUACCAGUUCAGGGUGAAGGCUCUGAACGAGGAGGGUGAAUCUGAACCGCUAGACACAGACCACGGCAUCCUGGCCAAGAACCCGUAUGAUGUGCCGUGCCCACCAGGUCUGCCCGACAUCGUGGAUUGGGACGAGAAGAUGGCCAAGCUGAAGUGGGAGCCCCCCAUCAGGGACAACGGAGCCCCCAUCACCGGAUACAUCAUCGAGGUCAUGGAUAGGGACCGCGGCGAGUUUGUUAAGGCGGUCGAGAUCCAAGGCAAUAUCUGCCAAGGCGUAGUACCUAAACUUGAGGAGGGAAGCCAGUACCAGUUCCGCGUCAGGGCCGUCAACAAGGCGGGACAGUCGGAGCCGUCCGAGAACACCAACUGGCACACGGCUAAGCCGAGAUUCUUGAAACCUCGCAUCGACCGCACAAACCUCAACCCGGUGACGGUGAAGGCUGGUCUGCCGGUCUCCCUGGACGUCAAGGUCUUCGGAGAACCACCAGCUACCGUCACUUGGUUCUUUAAGGAUCAGGAGCUGAAGACAGGCGAGAACCUGGAGAUCGUGAACAUCGACUACAACACCAAGUUCCUGAUGACGAAGAGCAAGCGCGCCAGCAGCGGCCGCUACGUCAUCCGCGCCAAGAACGAGGUCGGAGAGGACGAGGCUGAAGUGGACAUUACUAUACUCGGCAAGCCAUCCAAGCCGCAAGGACCUCUGGAAGUGGCCGACAUCACCAAGAACGGAUGCACACUGUCGUGGAAGAAACCGGAGGACGACGGAGGAUCCCCUAUUGAAUACUACGAGAUCGAGAAGUUGGACCCUCUUACUGGUCAAUGGAUCCCAUGCGGCACGGCCAAGGACUGCACAGCGCACGUGACGGGGCUGUCCGAGGGGAAGCCCUACAAGUUCCGCGUGAAGGCCGUCAACAAGGAGGGCGAGUCUGAGGAACUGGAGACGGAGAAGCCGAUCAUUGCCAAGAAUCCCUUCGACGAGCCUGGCAAGCCAGGCCGCCCAGAGCCGAGGAACUGGGACAAGGACUUCGUGGAGCUGGAGUGGAGCCCGCCCAAGAGCGACGGCGGCGCGCCCAUCACCGGCUACGUGGUUCAGAAGAGGGAGAAGGGCGGACGUUCUUGGACCGACUGCCUCAAGACAUCCGGCGACCGUCCGACCGGGCGCGUGACGGAUGUCGAGCCGGGUCUCGAGUACGAGUUCCGGGUGAUGGCUGUCAACAAGGCGGGCCCGGGCGAGCCCAGCGACCCGUCGAGACCUGUCAUUACUAAGCCUAGAUUCUUGAAGCCGAAGAUCGACCGCAAGUACCUCCAAAGCCGCAAGGUCAAGGUCGGCACCGCUCUGAAGCUGGAGGCCGACGUGCAGGGAGAGCCGGAGCCCAAGAUCACCUGGACUCUCAACUCCAAGACGCUGAGCAGUGACGCUAGAUUGGUUAUUGAAAACAAGGACUACCACACGUCGUUCGCGCUCCAACAGCUGACCAGAGCUGACAGUGGCAAGUACAUCGUGACUGCGAACAACGACUCUGGCACGGACACCGUGGAGAUCGACAUCCAGGUCGUCAGCACGCCGUCCAAGCCUAAGGGACCACUUAAGGUGUCCGACGUGAAGGCAGACGGCUGCAAGUUGAAGUGGGAGCCGCCUGAAGACGAUGGCGGCGUGCCAGUCGAGAGUUACGUCGUCGAACGUAUGGACACAGACUCUGGACGAUGGGUGCCGGUAUGCACAACCAAGGUGCCAGAAGCGGAUGUGACAGGCCUGAACGAGGGCAAAGACUACAUGUUCCGAGUGAAGGCAGUGAACCCUGAGGGAGAGAGUGAGCCGCUAGUGACGGAUACUGCUACUACGGCUAAGAAUCCUUACGGCGAACCCGACCCGCCAGGCAAGCCCGAGUUCAAGGACUGGAGCAAGGAGCACGCGGACCUCAAGUGGGAGAAGCCGGCCAGCGACGGUGGCGCCCCCAUCACCGGCUACAUUGUGGAGAAGAAGGACCGGGACACCGGGAAGUGGGUGAAGGCUGCCGAGGUGACCGGCAACAAAUGCGAGGCUCGCGUGCCGGACCUCAUCGAAGGCAAGACCUACCAGUUCCGAGUGAAGGCGGUCAACAAGGCAGGCCCCAGCAAGCCGUCUACCGCGUCUGAGAGCCUGCUGGCUAAGGACCGGUUUGCGGCGCCUAAGAUCGACCGCACCAACAUGCGCGACAUCACGAUCAAGGCCGGACAGAACAUCCGCCUCGACAUCAAGGUGUCGGGUGAGCCGCCGCCGACCAAGACUUGGUUCCACAACAAAGAGCGUCUAUCCACGCGCGACGACCUAACAGUAGACGCAGAAGACUACAAGACGAAAUUAUCAGUGAUCAUAGCGGCCAGGAAACACUCUGGCACAUACACACUGAAGGCUGAGAACAGCAGUGGCAAGGAUGAAGCGACCAUUCAAGUGAAUGUGCUGGAUGUGCCGGCCAAACCUGAGGGACCGCUUAAGAUCUCAGACGUCCACAAAGAAGGCUGCACCCUCAAAUGGAACCCGCCGCUAGACGACGGUGGCGCCCCCAUCGACCACUACCUCGUCGAGAAGCUCGACACAGAGACCGGAAGAUGGCUGCCAGCCAUGAAGACCAAAGACCCCAAGGCAGAGAUCGAGAACUUGGUGCCAGGACAUGAGUACAAGUUCAGAGUGUCUGCGGUUAAUAAUGAAGGCGUUUCGGAGCCGUUGGAAGCGGAUCACUCGAUUAUUGCUAAGAAUCCGUUCGACGAGCCCGGCAAGCCCGGAACACCAGAAAUCGUGGACUGGGACCGCGACCACGUGGACCUCAAGUGGGACAAGCCCAUCAGCGACGGUGGCGCCCCCAUCACCGGCUAUGUCAUAGAGAAGCGCGAGGUCGGCUCCAACAAGUGGGUCAAGGCUUGUGAGGUUAGUGCCUCCCAAUGUAAGGCGACAGUACCGAACCUGGACGAGGGCACAGAGUACGAGUUCCGAGUGAAGGCGGUGAACGAGGCCGGCCCGGGCGAGCCCAGCGACGCCAGCAAGGCCGUCGUGUGCAAGCCACGCAGAUUGGCCCCACGCAUCGACCGUCGCAACCUGCGCACGAUCAAGGUGCGCGAGGGCGAGCCCAUCAGCCUGGACGUGAAGGUUUCAGGGGAGCCUGCACCAGAUGUUAGCUGGACGCUCAACGGAAAGAGUGUGAGCAGCGGCACUGGACUCAAGUUGAUAAACAUUCCAUACAUGACGAAGUACCAGCACGCGAACCCGCGCCGCAAGGACUCGGGCACGUACAAGAUACAGGCCGUCAACAAGUACGGACAGGACACGGCUGAGCUGGAGAUCAUCGUUACUUCCAAACCCGAGAAACCAGAAGGUCCUCUCGAAGUAUCAGACAUCCACAAAGACGGUUGCACGCUCAAGUGGAAGCGUCCUAAAGACGACGGCGGCGAACCCAUCGAAGCCUACCUGGUGGAGAAGUUCGACCCCGAGACAGGCUCCUGGAUGCCGGUUGGCAAGACGCUGGGCAAUGUGCCUGAGAUGGAGGUUGACGGCCUAAUCCCCGGGCACGAGUACAAGUUCCGCGUGAAGGCGCUCAACAAGGAGGGCGAGUCCGAGCCGCUUGAGACCUUCGGAUCCAUCAUUGCUAAGGAUCCGUUCACGGUUCCCGACGCGCCCUCGGCCCCCGUGCCCGACGACUGGUCGGCCAGCCACGUGGACCUCAAGUGGGAGGCGCCGCUAUCAGACGGCGGGUCUCCCAUCAUUGGCUACAUCGUGGAGAAGAAGGACAAGUACUCGCCGCUUUGGGAGAAGGCUGUUGAGACGCACACGCCAACGGCCGCUGCUACGGUUAAUGGCCUAAUCGAAGGCAACGAGUACCAAUUCCGAGUCAUCGCCAUCAACAAGGCCGGCCAGAGCAAGCCUUCCGACGCCAGCAAGACCUUCGUGGCCAAGCCCCGCUUCCUGGCGCCCAAGAUCGACCGGCGGCACCUGCGUGACGUCACCAUCUCGUCGGGCUCCACGCUGAAGAUGGAGGCUGCCGUGAGCGGAGAGCCAGCUCCGGCGGUGGAAUGGAGAUACCAGAACAUGCCGCUCCGCCCGUCCAAGGCGGUCACCAUCGACAGUCCGGACUACUUCACCAAGAUCAUCAUCCGUCCGGCCAGACGCGAGGACUCCGGUGAAUACACCGUGACAGCUGUCAACAGUAGUGGCAAGGAUACGGUGACAAUUACUGUCUUAGUGACAGAUAAGCCGACACCGCCGGAGGGACCUAUUCAGAUCUCGGACGUGCACAAAGAGGGCGCCACGCUCAAGUGGAAGAGGCCCAAGGACGACGGUGGCGCCCCCAUCGAGUACUACCAGGUGGACAAGCUGGACACGGAGACCGGCUGCUGGGUGCCCUGCGCGCGCUCUAAGGAGCCUAAAUGCGACGUAGUGGGCCUGACCCCCGGCAAGGAGUACCGGUUCAGGGUCUCCGCGGUCAACUCGGAGGGAGAGUCGGAGCCUCUGACCUCGGAGGAGAAGAUCAUCGCGAAGAAUCCCUUCGAUGUGCCUGGCGCCCCCGGAACGCCCAGCGUCACCGACUGGGACAAGGACCACGUGGACCUCAAGUGGGCCCCCCCACGAGACGACGGUGGCGCCCCCAUCGAGGCCUACGUCGUGGAGAAGAAGGACAAGUUCGGCGAGUGGGAGAAGGCGGUUGAGGUCCCGGCUGGGACCACGACGGCUACUGUGCCGGACCUGAUUGAGGGACAGACUUAUGAGUUCAGAGUCCGUGGAGUAAACAAGGCGGGUCUCGGCGAGCCCAGCGAGAGCACGCACCCGAUCGUGGCGAAGGCCCGCAACCUGGCGCCCAAGAUCGACCGCACCAACCUCGUCGAUGUCAAGAUCAAGGUCGGACAGAAGUUCGGCUUCGAUGUUAAGGUGACCGGAGAGCCGAUGCCAGAAACCAAGUGGUACCUGGCCAAGCGUGAAGUCAAAACCGGCGGCGAGAUCAAAGUGCAACACACAGACUACAACACCAAGAUGUUGUGCAAGAUUGCCACUCGAGCUGACAGUGGCACCUACACGGUGACAGCUGAGAAUUGCAAUGGGAAGGAUAUGGCGGAUGUCAGGGUGACGGUGUUGAGCCCGCCCAGCCCGCCUAAUGGACCUCUGAAGGUAUCAGACGUCCACGCCAACGGCGCCAAGCUCUCCUGGUCCCCGCCCUCAGACGACGGAGGUCAGCCGAUAGACAAAUACAUCGUCGAACGUAUGGACGAGGCCACCGGCCGAUGGGUCACGGCGGGAGAGACCGACGGGCCCACCACCAACUUGGCAGUCGAUGGGUUAACGCCCGGACAUAAGUACAAGUUUAGGGUGCGGGCGGUUAACAGACAAGGCAAGUCGGAGCCGCUGACGACGCCACACGCUACCGAAGCGAAGAACCCCUACGACGUGGCUGGACAACCAGGCACGCCCAAGAUCAAGGACUUUGACAGGGACUUCGUGGUGCUGGACUGGACGCGUCCAGAGAGCGACGGUGGCUCCCCCAUCACUGGCUACGUGGUGGAGAAGAAGGACCGCUUCUCGCCUGAUUGGGAGGAGUGUGCUAUGAUCGACGGCGACGUAACAUCAGGCAAGGUGCCGGAUCUGAUCGAAGGCAACACGUACGAGUUCCGCGUGCGAGCCGUCAACAAGGCGGGCAAGGGCAUACCUUCAGACUCCACCGGACCUCAUCUGGCCAGGCCCAAGAACCUGGCGCCCAAGAUCGACAGGAACUUCAUGUUCAACAUCAAGAUCAAGGCCGGACAGAACUUCGAGCUCGAAGUACCAGUCGCAGGCGAACCCACUCCGACCAAGGAAUGGACCCAUGGAGACAAUGUUGUCAUCAACACAGACAGGGUCAAAAUCGUCAAUGACGCACACGGAACUAAGUUCAGGGUCGUUGAUGCUAAGAGAUCUGACGCUGGAAGCUACACGCUUAAAGCCAAGAACAUUAAUGGUAUUGAUACAGCGACUGUCAAGGUUGUGGUGCUAGAUGUGCCACUACCGCCCGAAGGUCCACUUAGAGCGGAUGACAUCACAAGGUCAGGAUGCACUCUCAGAUGGAAGCCGCCUAAGGACGACGGUGGCAGCGAAAUCUCACACUACCUGGUCGAAAAGAUGGACCAGGAGAACAUGAGGUGGGUGCCGGCCGGCGAAGUCCAGGCCUGCAACAUCAGAAUCGACCACUUGAUCGAGGGACACGACUACAACUUCAGAGUGAAGGCCGUCAACAAGCAGGGCGAGUCUCAGCCGCUGAUUGGCCACGAGCCCGUCACGGCUAAGGACCCCUACGGCACGCCAGACAAACCUGGGACCCCAGUGGUUAAAGACUGGGACAAAGACCACAUGGACAUCCAAUGGGUGCCGCCGAAGAAAGACGGAGGAUCGCCCAUCACUGGAUACAUUAUUGAAGCGAAGAAACGCUACGGUCCUUGGGAGACCGCUGCCACGGUACCAGGCAACCAGACCACCGCCACCGUCAACGGACUUACUGAAGGAGAGGAGUAUGAAUUCAGAGUCAUUGCGGUUAACAAAGCCGGCAAUGGAGAGCCAAGCGACGCGUCGACGCCGCAAGUCGCUAAAGCGCGAUUCUGCGUGCCACACUUCGACAAAAUGCUCCUUUGCGACAAGACUGUCAAGGCAGGACAGAGGAUCCAGUACGAGAUCCCGAUAGAAGCAUCCCCGAAGCCGACAGUCGAGUGGCAGAUCAACGGCAAAGUGGUCCACCCGACGGAAAGACUCGACAUUCAGAUCCUACACAACAGGGUCAUACUAGACAUUCCAUUCUCGACCAGGGCCGACGGAGGCGUGUACAAACUGACCCUCAAGAACGACCUGGGAGUAUGCUCAGGCGCAGCUCAAGUCACCGUCCUAGACAAGCCUUCGAGGCCGGAGAAACCUCUGGUUGUGUCCGACAUUACAAAGGACUCUUGUUCGCUAUCAUGGAAGGUGCCACUGGACGACGGUGGAUCACCAAUUUUACAUUACGUUAUUGAGAAGAUGGAUCUGUCCAGAGGAACCUGGUCUGAUGCUGGUAUGAGCACAUACCUGUCACACCAAGUGACGAGGCUUAUUCACAUGAAGGAAUACCUAUUCAGAGUGUCCGCAGUGAAUGCGAUCGGCCAAUCAGAGCCGCUUGAGCUCGGUAAAUCGAUCAUUGCGAAGAACGAAUUCGACGAGCCGUCUUCUCCAGGCAAGCCUGAGGCUACGGACUGGAGCAAGAACCAUGUGGACCUACAAUGGACCACGCCGAAGUCCGACGGAGGAUCGCCUAUCACUGGUUACAUCAUCCAGAAGAAGGAGAAGGGAAGCCCAUACUGGGUGAACGCCGUUCAUGUACCACCUGGCAAGAACAAGGCUACAGUGCCAGACUUAACUGAAGGACAAGACUAUGAGUUCAGAGUGAUUGCCGUCAACAAGGCCGGACAGUCGGAACCUUCUGAGCCAUCAGACAUCAUCACUUGCAAGGACAGAUUCGUGGCGCCGAAGAUCCUUACGCCGCUUCACGAGAUCAGAAUCAAGGCUGGUCUCAUCUUCCAUUUGGAUGUCAACUUCAUCGGAGAACCAUUCCCUGAAGUCGCCUGGACUUGCGACGGUAAACCUGUGCUUACUAACGAGAGAACAACAGUCACGUCUGUUGGGCAUCACACUAUUAUUCACACGGUUAACUGCAAGAGGACCGAUGCUGGUUCCUACAGGCUAUCUCUGAAGAACGACUCAGGAUCUGAUGAGGGAAGCUUCGACUUGAUUGUCCUAGAUGUACCUGGACCGCCACAGGCACCGUUUGAAUACGAAGAGAUUACUGCGCAAUCGGUCACGUUGUCAUGGAAACCGCCUAAGGACAAUGGCGGCAGUGAACUGACAGCCUACGUCAUUGAGAAGCGAGACCUGACACACGGAGGCGGAUGGGUCCCGGCCGUUACCUACAUCAAUCCUAAGUUCAACCACGCAACAGUGCCGCGAUUGGCUGAAGGAAACAAGUACGAAUUCAGAGUGUUCGCUGAAAACUUACAGGGACGCUCUGAGCCUCUGGUUAUCGACAAACCAGUGGUUGCAAGGAACCAAUACACGGCUCCGGGCAAACCUGGCAAGCCAGAGCUGGUUUCAGCCGACAAAGACCACAUUAAGAUCAGAUGGUCACCGCCUAUCUCGAACGGAGGAUCCAACAUCAUCGGAUACGACAUCGAACGACGAGACAAGGCCACCGGCAGAUGGAUCAAACUUAACAAGGAUCCCGUCAGGAACAACGAGUAUGAAGACGAGAGGGUACAGGAAGGUCAUCAGUACGAAUACAGGGUGUCCGCAGUCAACGCGGCCGGCCCCGGACAGCCUUCCGACCCGUCCAACGUAUUCGUGGCUAAGCCAAUGAAGGAAAAGCCGAAACUGUACCUCGACCACCUCAUUGGUCGCAAGAUCAAGGUCAGAGCCGGAGAACCAAUCAACGUUAACAUUCCAAUCACUGGUGCGCCGACGCCAACCAUCUCCUGGACCAAGGGCUCGAUUUCCCUGCUGCCGUCGCACAGACUGUCGCAGGAAACUAAGAACGAUGAGCACAAACUAUCCAUCGAGAAAUCGACCAGAGAUGACGCAGGAACCUACACGAUUACUGCCACCAACGCUCACGGACGUGACUCGGCCAACAUCGAAGUCAUCGUGGUCGACAAGCCGGGACCGCCUAAAGGACCUCUUGUCCCCACUCCCGUCACUCACGACUCCAUCAGCCUCACCUGGCACCCGCCCACAGACGACGGUGGCAGUGAGAUCACCGGCUACGUCGUCGAAGUGGCAGAGUUCGGAGUCAACGACUGGCGAACUGUCGCCGGCUACUGCCCUAAAUGCUCCUUCACUGUCAAGAACCUUACCGAAGGAAAGAAAUACGUGUUUAGAGUACGCGCUGAGAACCUCUACGGAGUUUCCGAGCCUUUGGAGAGCAAGCCGACGCUUGCCAAGUCGCCAUUCGACCCGCCAGAUGCGCCAGACACGCCAAGGAUUGCUGGCUACAGCGCCAACACUUGUGCUCUCGAAUGGGAGCCUCCCAAGAACUGCGGAGGCAAACCAGUCACCGGCUACUACGUCGAGAAGAGGGAGAGAGGCGGCGAAUGGGUGAAGAUCAACAACUACCCCACGCCAAACACAUGCUACACAGUGCAAGACCUGAGGGAAGGAAACAAAUACGAAUUCAGAGUUAUUGCCGUCAACGAGGCCGGACCUGGUAAACCCAGCAAGCCUACUGAACCAAUCACAGCGCAGCUGCAACGAUACAAGCCCAGCACGCCUGAGGCGCCUAAACCAGACCGAGUCACCAAGGACUCUGUCACACUAUCCUGGAGGCCGCCCAAGAGCGAUGGCGGAGCAAAGAUCAAGGGAUACAUCAUCCAACAGAAAGGCAAGGGCGAGAAAGACUGGAAGGACGUCAAUGACCUACCCAUUACCGGCCUCGUUCACACUAUUCCUAAACUCAAGGAGGGUGACGAGUACCAGUUCAGGAUUAUCGCCGUGAAUGACGUCGGCAGAUCCGACCCGAGCAAGCCUACUCCUGACGUCAAGAUUGUCGAACAAGCCGACAAGCCAACCAUGGACCUUGGAGGCGUCAGAGACAUCACAGUCAGGGCCGGAGAAGACUUCUCCAUCCACGUGCCAUACAGUGGAUUCCCUGAGCCGACCGCCACGUGGUUCGCUGAAGACAAUCUGCUGGAUGUCAAGGGAGACACCAGAAUGUUCCAGAAGAUCACUCAUGACUCGGCCUCGCUGGUCGUCAAGAACGCAAAGAGGACCGACGCUGGGCAAUACCGCUUGCAACUACGCAAUGCGUCUGGCUACGACACGGCUACCAUCAAUGUGCGUGUCCUGGACAGACCGGCUAAGCCUGAAAACCUACGAGCUGACGAGUUCGAAGGUGAAGCCCUCACGCUGUACUGGAACCCGCCGAAAGACAACGGAGGCGGCGAAAUCACCAACUACGUCGUCGAGAAACGCGAAGCCAGAACACCAAACUGGACCAAGGUAUCCGGCUACGUCACGACGCCGUUCCUGCGCGUGAAGAACUUGAACGUAGGCAGGGAUUACGACUUCAGAGUGAUGGCUGAGAACCAAUACGGACAGUCGGACCCGGCGCAAACCUCAGAGCCAAUCAAGGCCAGACAUCCAUUCGACCCACCCGCUGCGCCCGGCGCGCCUAGGGCCGUCGAAACCACUGAAUCUUCCAUCACACUCACCUGGACUAAACCACGUCACGACGGCGGAUCACCGAUAACCGGCUACAUCAUCGAGAAGCGACUGAUAACCGAAGACAAGUGGACUAAAGCGUCGCACGCACACAUUCCCGACACCACUUACAAAGUGACAGGGUUGAUUGAGAACCACGAAUACGAGUUCAGGGUUUCAGCGGUGAAUGCGGCAGGUCAAGGCCCGUACUCACAAAGCUCGGACGCUAUCAGGGCUACCGCUGCACCAAACAGUCCCAAGAUCACUUCGGACCUCAGCCUGAGGGAUAUCACGGUGAUCGCUGGUGAAGAGAUCAAGAUCACUGUGCCGUUUACUGGCAACCCUAGGCCUAAGGUAUCCUGGCUCAUAAACAACGUGGAAGUAUUCCCGGACAGCCGGCUCCGGUUCGUGACGUCCGACAUCGACACGGUGUUCCACAACUCGUCGGCCAAGCGAUCCGAUUCCGGAUCGUACACGAUACAGCUGAUCAACAGCGAGGGAUCUGACAGUGGAAGCUGCAGGGUGCUAGUAGUAGACCGUCCAUCGCCGCCGCAAGGCCCGAUGGAGGCGACAGACAUCACGCCUGACACCUGCACGUUGUCAUGGAAACCACCGCUGGACGAUGGUGGAUCGCCCAUCACCAACUAUGUGGUGGAGAAGAUGGAUAACAUGGGCGUAUGGACAAAGAUAUCCUCAUUCGUGCGCAACUGCCACUACAACGUGAUGGGUCUCGAGCCCAACCGCCAGUACACGUUCCGCGCACGCGCCGAGAACCAGUACGGCGUGUCCGACCCGCUCACCAUGGACGAUAGUAUUACUGCUAAGUUCGCCUUCACGAUCCCCGACGCCCCCGGCGCCCCCCGAGUCACGGAAUGGGACGGAUCCUCGGCGACCCUCGUGUGGGACCGGCCCCGGUCCGACGGCGGCGCCAGGAUACAGGGCUACAAGCUCGAGUUCAGAGACGUGCAAGAUGGCACGUGGACUGGUGCUGACUAUCUGGUCAAGGAUUGCCAGUAUUUGGCUUACAACCUGGAAGCAGGUCACGAGUACGAGUUCAGAGUGCGUGCCAAGAACGCUGCAGGUUUCAGCAAGUACUCGGCUUCAUCACAGAAGUUCAGGGUGAAGCCGCGCCACGCGCCGCCCGGGCCGCCGCGCGCGCCCAGAGUCGUCAGGGUUGGCAGGAACUAUGUGGACCUCAGCUGGGACCCGCCAGAAAACGAUGGAGGCUCCCGCGUGUCCGGCUACCUGAUCGAGCGUCGCGACGUGGGCGGCUCGGUGUGGGUGAAGUGCAACGACUACCACGUGGCCGACACCACCUUCACCGCCAUGAACCUCAUCGAGAAGGCCGACUACGAGUUCAGGGUGGUCGCCGUCAAUGCCGCCGGCAAAUCCGAGCCAUCCACCUGCACAACGCCCAUCCGCACCGGCGAAGAGCUUGGGGGCGCCAAACCCGAAUGGAUCAAGCAGAUGGGGGCGCACAUGGCCGCCCCGCUCGGCCGCCCCUUCACCUUGGAGUGUGUCGCCACUGGCAGCCCCAUGCCGCACGCCAGGUGGCUGAAGAACGGACGGGAAAUUGUACUGGGCACCAGGUUCAUAGCAGACUGCCGCGAGGGAGUCAUGAAGCUGAACAUCCUGGAGGCCACCAACGCGGAUGAGGGAGACUACACGUGCGAAGCCAUCAACAACAUCGGCUUUAUCUACUGCACUGGACAUUUGAAGAUUGGAAACCCGCCACGCAUCACACGCAUGCCCGGCGACCUCCACCUGCCCGAGCACGACAACACCAAGAUCAAGAUCUUGUACACCGGAGACCAGCCCGUGGACGUGGUGAUGAUGAAGGACGGCCACAAGGUCACCGACUCGCCGCACCUCAAGUACACCGUGUUCGAUGAUUACAUACUGAUCUUCAUCAAGGAUAUCUGCAAGGAUGAUAUGGGCUCAUACAAGCUAACCAUCAAGAACAACUCCGGAGAGACCUCCGACUCAUUCUCCGUGACAGUGACCGGCCUGCCCGGACCGCCACAGGACCUGAUCGCUACGGACAUCUCCAGACACAACUGCACGCUGUCGUGGAAGCCUCCGAGCUACGACGGAGGAUUGCCAGUCUCGCACUAUGUGGUUGAGAGGCUGGAUAUUUCUGGCACAGUAUGGAUAACGAUCGCGUCGUCAGUCCGCGACACUCGCUUCGUAGUACAGGGGCUGACUGAGGGUCACGAGUACCAGUUCAGAGUCCACGCCGCUAAUGAGAACGGCAUGGGACCGGCCUGCGAACAACCUAACCCUGUUAAGGCGAAGGCACCGUUCGACCCGCCGUCAGCGCCCGGCAUCCCGAAGAUCCUGGAGGUGGGCGGCGACUUCGUGCACCUCACGUGGGACAAGCCCGAGCACGACGGAGGCUCCAGGGUACAGGGCUACUGGGUAGACAAGCGCGAAGUGGGCGCAUCAGCAUGGCAACGCGUCUCCCCGACCCUGUGCGUGGCCAACAUGCUGAACUGCAGCAGUCUGGUGGAAGGAAGGCGGUACGAGUUCCGCGUCGUCGCGCAGAACGCGGCUGGCCUAUCGCCACCGAGCAGCAAUAGUCAGCCGGUGGUCGCGCAAGACCCCAAGGCGCCGACGCCACCGGAGAUCGUGAAGCCGCUGCGCAACGCCAACUGCAUCCAGUACCACAACGCCAAGUUCACGUGCACCAUCACCGGAUACCCGCGACCAACGAUCACUUGGUACAAGGGAGCCCGCGAGAUAACCAACGGCCCGCGCCACCAGAUCUGGAGCGAGGGAGACAACUACAUGUUAACAGUCGUGGACGUGUACGGUGAAGACGCGGACGAGUAUGUCUGUCGCGCCGUCAACAAGGCGGGCGUCAAGAGCACCCGUGCCGAGCUGCUGAUUUGCACCGCACCAAAACUGAACGUGCCGCCUCGCUUCCGCGACACGGCUUACUUCGACAAGGGCGAGAAUGUUGUCGUGAAGAUACCGUUCACCGGCCACCCGGUGCCCAAGAUCACGUGGGUGAGAGAGGGAGAGACCAUCGAGUCGGGACACCACUACCAUGUGGAGAGGAAAGAGAGGCACGCAGUUCUCACUAUCCGCGACGCGAGCAAGCUGGACUCGGGCCCGUACCGCAUCACGGCGGAGAACGAGCUGGGACAGGACUCCGCCAUCAUCAACAUCGAGAUCAGCGAUCGUCCGGACCCGCCGCGCUUCCCUCGCACGGAUUCAGUGGCUACAGAGUCUCUGGCCGUGUGCUGGCAGGCGCCGGUGUGGGACGGCGGCUCCGACAUCACCAACUACCUGGUCGAGAAGAGAGAGCACAACAUGAGCAGCUGGAUCAGGGUUGGCAACACCAGAUUCACAACAAUGGCCGUCACCGGGCUGGUCGCCGGCAAGCAGUACGAGUUCCGAGUGUACGCCGAGAACAUCUACGGCCGCUCCGAGCCCAGCGAGCCCACGUCGCUCGUGCAGACCAAGGCCAUCGUCAAGAAGGAGUUCAAGAAGAAGGAGUACCCUGUUGACGAGUCCGGCAAGCGUAUCCGCACGAACGCGGACCACGGCCCGGUCAAGGACUACGACAGCUACGUGUUCGACAUCUACAGCAAAUACGUGCCGCAGCCAGUCGACAUCUCUACUAGCUCCGUGUAUGAUAAAUACGACAUACUGGAGGAGAUCGGCACAGGCGCGUUCGGCGUGGUCCACCGAUGCCGCGAGCGCGCCACCGGCAACGUGUUCGCCGCCAAGUUCAUACCCGUCGCCGGCGCCAUGGAGAAGGAGCUCAUCAAGAAGGAGAUCGACAUCAUGAACCAGCUCCAUCACAGGAAGCUGAUUAACUUACAUGAUGCCUUUGAGGAUGACGACGAGAUGGUGCUGAUCUUUGAGUUCCUAUCCGGCGGCGAGCUAUUCGAGCGAAUCACCGAGCCCGGCUACAGCAUGAGUGAGGCGGAGGCCGCUCACUACAUGCGGCAAGUGUGCGAGGGAGUCCGGCACAUGCACGAGCAGAACAUCCUGCAUCUCGACCUCAAGCCGGAGAACGUCAUGUGCCAGACCAAGAGCGGCACUGAUGUCAAGAUAAUCGACUUCGGCCUAGCCACCAAACUAGACCCCAACGAGGUCGUCAAGAUCUCCACGGGCACCGCGGAGUUCGCGGCGCCCGAGAUCGUGGAGCGCGAGCCCGUCGGCUUCUACACCGACAUGUGGGCCGUGGGCGUGCUCGCCUAUGUACUACUGUCAGGCCUAUCUCCGUUCGCGGGUAACAACGACAUCGAGACCCUGAAGAACGUGAAGGCCUGCGACUGGGAGUUCGAUGAAGAAGCCUUCAUGCACGUCUCUGACGAUGCCAAGGACUUCAUCAGGAGACUGCUCGUCAAGAAUAAGGAGAAGCGUCUCACCGCGCACGAGUGCCUCCUGCACGCGUGGCUCGCCGGCGACUCGACCAGCAGCCGCACCGCCACCAUCGAGGCGCGCCGCUACGAGGCCCUGCGCGACCGCCUGCGCCGCCAGUACCAGGAUUGGUCAUCGUUUGCGCUGCCCAUCGGCCGGCUGAGCGAGUACAGCUCACUCAGGAAACUACUUGUCGAGAAGUGGAAGAUAUACGACGGACACUUCGACCGUCGCCAAGCCGCCCCGCGCUUCGUGAUCCGCCCACAAUCGGCGUUCUGCUACGAGGGGCAGUCCGUGAAGCUGUACUGCCGCGUGAUCGCGUGCGCCGCGCCCACGCUGUCCUGGAGCCGCAACAACCAGGUCUUGAGACAGUCUGUGAAGUUUAUGAAGAGAUACGCUGGCGACGACUACUACUUCAUCAUCAACCGCGCCAAGCUCGAGGACCGCGGAGAGUACAUCAUCAGGGCUGAGAAUGCGUACGGAUUCAGAGAGGAGGUCGUCUUCUUGAAUGUGCAACCCCUACCCAAGGUCCAGCGACAACACGUGGCCGAAGCGCCGCGGCGUCGCGAGGCACUUCCCUACACGUUCUGGCAGGAGUCGAGCGAGACGGCGCCCGCCUUCACGUUCCAGCUGCGCCCGCGCGUCAUGCAGGCGCGCGACACCUGCAAGCUGCUCUGCUGCCUCAGCGGGAAGCCGCCGCCCACGGUCAAAUGGUUCAAGGACCGUCGCGAGCUAUCCAAGCACGACUACUCGAUGACGCACUCGGACGGCGUGGUGACGCUGGAGAUCAUCGACUGCCGGCCCGAGGACAGCGGGAAGUACUCGUGCGUGGCCACCAACUGCCACGGACAGGACGAGACCAACUGCGUGGUUAUUGUUGAGGGCGAGGUGAUAUCCGCGGAGCAGGCGCAGAUGGCGCACAACUUCCUGCACUCGGGCGACCGCCGCUACAUCGAGAAGCCGCUCAAGCCCGCGCCGCCGCCCAUCGUCACCAAGACUAAGGUGACGGUAGACCCGCCAGUGAAGGCGCACGCGGCGCCCCGGCCCAAGUACUCCCCGCAGACGUCGGUGGAGGCCGGCAAGAAGAAGGGCUACGGGGCCAAGCUGGACACCGACGCCGCAAGGUCUAGGAGCACCACUAAGGAGCUUAUAUUGCCAGCGUCGGACAAGACAAUGUGCAAGCCUUCCUUCGCUCGCGCGCUGCCCGACGUGUUCGUGGCUAAGGACGGAGCCCCAUUGCUGCUGUCCUGCGCGGUUAGGGGCGACCCCGACCCGCGCGUCGAGUGGGCCAAGGACGGGAAGCCGCUGCACUCUUCUGAGGUGGUAGACCUGAAGUACAAGAACGGCGUAGCAUCGCUGGCGAUCAGCGAGAUAUUCCCCGAGGACGAGGGCGUGUACUCACUGCGCGCCAUCAACAGCCAGGGCGACUGCGAGACGCACUGCAAGGUCGCCGUCAAACCCAUGGACUCGACAGCGGCUCCCCACACGCACGGCGCGCGCGACAAACCGCCCCGCAUCGUGGACCACGCCGCCAGCCAGAUAGUCAGCGACGGCGACAGUGUCACGCUACAAUGCCGAAUUGUCGGCGCUGAGCGGUUCGACGUGGUGUGGCUGCACGACAACAAGGAGAUCAAGCCCAGCAAGGACUUCCAGUACAGCAGCGAGGCCAACAUACACAAGCUCACCAUCGCGGAGAUCUUCCCUGAGGACGCCGGCGUCUACACCUGCGAAGCCUUCAACGACAGCGGCGAAUCCUUCAGCGCGUGUUCACUAGUCGUGCGCGUGCCCGGGGAGGCGCCGGCCGCGCCGCAGUUCACCGCCUUCCCCGCCGCCGCCACCGUGCACUUGGACGAGCCAGCUGUCUUUGUGGCUGAGCUGGACAAGCCGCCGCUACAGCUCCAAUGGCUGAAGGAAGGCAAGCCAGUCGACGAGACCUCUCUUCGGUACCGGUUCACGAUGGAGGGCACCUCCAGGUACCGCUUCGAGAUCACCCAGCCCGACCCUGAAGACUCGGGGCUCUACCAGGCCCGAGCGGUCGGCUCCAAGGGAGACAGCCUCGCCGCAUUCUACUUGAAUGUCACCGACUUCUAAUUACGAAUACUUUUUUUACCAUAACUAAACUUUAGAUUUAAAAAAUAUUUAUUAUUACGAUUAUUAUUAUUAUUGUAAGUGUUAUCAAUGCCUUUGAGAUUCUCUCUAGUCAGAUGUAAUGUACGCCGUUUCGUUGGUUUUAAAUUUAUUUAUUUGUCGUCUAACGUUCACGUAAUCAAAGCUUCUAUUUUUAGCUUCAAUGUCUUGGUGUGGUCUUUGUGAUCCUUCCCCGGACACUCUUAGCCACCAUGGAGUGUCCAAGGAACGAUCGUGAAGGCCGAAGCCGAGCUAAAUAUACCUAUAAUUAUUUUUAUAUAAUAUUAAUACUAUAAAUUUAACGGUAUUAUUUAAUUGUACAUAAUUUAAUUUAUAUCAUGUGACCCGCAAUUAUUUAUAAAUACAAUAUGUAUUAUCUAAAAUUA
This is a messenger RNA of Plutella xylostella (diamondback moth), 29255 nucleotides long. Lineage: Eukaryota; Metazoa; Arthropoda; Insecta; Lepidoptera; Plutellidae. The record is from RefSeq and is a predicted model, not a curated record.